Molecule: messenger RNA, 189 nt
Organism: Racocetra persica
Lineage: Eukaryota; Fungi; Glomeromycota; Glomeromycetes; Diversisporales; Gigasporaceae
Source: the annotation of a GenBank genome assembly
AUGUCAUCUCAAGAAAGUGGCUGUAAUUGCGGUGAUUCUUGUAAGUGUGGUGUAACUUGCAAUUGCGGAAGUUCUCAAACGAAAACGACCGAUACUGCACCAAAACGAGCCUUUGUUAUUAGACAAAGCAAUGGCAAUGCGUCAAAGAAAUUAUUCACGCAGCGUGAACAACGUGGAUAUGGGAAAUGA